AUGUCUUUUCUUUUAUCAAAUAUCUUCUCAGGUUAUUUAUACUUAAGAGGAGAAAAUCGAUGUUCAUCCAGGUUCACAUGGGAAUUUGGUUGGCGCGACAGUGAUGCCACAAACUACUUAACAAUUGAAUAUUACGUGACUGGCCCAGGGCCAUUUUCAUUGUCCGUUUCCAAUGAAAAGCGCAGCAAAAUAGAUUGGACGUGUUCAAUUCAACCAGGAAAAAAAAGAAGGUUGGCCCAUGUUUCUGUCGGGGGAGAUGUGCUCUCUCUCUCUCUCUCUCUCUCUCUCUCUCUCUCUCUCUCUCUCUCCUCCUUUUCUCUUAGAACCUACGACAACGACACCACGACCAACAACAACAAUAACACCUACUACGACAAGACCCACGACAAAAACUACAACGCCCACUGCGUCAACACCGACAACAAGACCCACGACAAAAGCAACAACGCCCACUACAAAACCCACGACAAAAACAACAACGCCUACUACGACAAGAAUCACGACAAAAACAACAACGCCCACUACGACAAGACACACAACAAGACCCACGACAAAAACAACAACGCCUACUACAAGAAUCACGACGAAAACAACAACGCCCACUACGAUAAGACCCACAACAAGACCCACGACAAAAACAACAACGCCCACUACGACUAG
Messenger RNA from Acanthosepion pharaonis, 660 nucleotides. The record is from the annotation of a GenBank genome assembly. NCBI's taxonomy places the organism in Eukaryota, Metazoa, Mollusca, Cephalopoda, Sepiida, Sepiidae.